This is a messenger RNA of Guyanagaster necrorhizus, 186 nucleotides long. RefSeq lists its product as uncharacterized. The record is from RefSeq and is a predicted model, not a curated record. The transcript has a single exon. The annotation marks the transcript as partial. NCBI's taxonomy places the organism in Eukaryota, Fungi, Basidiomycota, Agaricomycetes, Agaricales, Physalacriaceae.
AACAUUUGGGAUGAAUUCUAUCUGACAGCUGCUUACUUUGAUAAUCUUACAGCUAUCAAAUCACCAAAUGGCAUGAUGCCAUAUGAGAAGUGGCAUGAGAGAAGACCAGAUGUAACUCACCUGCAAGAAAUCAGUUGUAAAGCUUUUAUGCUGAUUCAGAAUCAAUGUAACCUCAAGAUACUAUAA